AUACAAUAAGCUUAUCAGAAUGUGCAUAGUGAUUUUGGAAUGCAAGCGCGUGUAAGAAUCGCUUCACAUAUAAAUCUUAUGACCCACACUGUGCAUUUAUAUAAUACUGAUCUAAUUUUGAAAUUAUAGGUUAUUGAUAUUUCUUUGUCUUUGAUUGGAAUAAUUUGAAGUAAAUUGCAUACUUUAAUAAAAUGUUUAGAAAUGAGGAAAUUAAUGGCACUCCCAGGUUCCCAUAACAAUUUAGAGGCAGAUCUCUGGCUGAAUACAAAUCUAGUCCCAGUCUUGGUGAAUGCAAAUCUCCUAACAUGGGCCCCAUGUGACUUCCCUUAUACACUUGUAUCUUCAUUACACAUGCAGAAAAUUGAUAAUGUAGAAUCCGUGCCUCCUUUGUUCUCCCCUUAUAAAGAAACAAACUUGAAUAGUAAUACUUCUGAAUCUUCUGCUUUUAGAAUUUUCACAUGGGACUAAUAUCUGCCUUCUACAUAUGUCAGGGCCUUGGAAUGCCAGUUUCACCAUCCUUAGAAUAAGUAUCAAUUUUAGAAUGUAUCUUAUUUAACUAGAGUCUAGUAUGAAAACCAUAGUUUCUUACGCUUCUCUGACAGCUACAAGUGAAUACCCCACUUAAGGAGGGGCCUUGUUUCUUUCCUCAGUUUAAACUGCUAGAAUGGCUCCAAAUGCUUUCUGUGUAACUCUGUACCACAUCUUAUUUGGUAGUCUGACCUCUUUUUUUUUUUUUUUUUUUUGGCUGCUUUGGGUCUUUGUUGCUGCGCACGGGCUUUCUCUAGUUGCGGGAAGCCGGGGCUACUCUUUGUUGUGGUGCGUGGGCUUCUCACUGAGGUGGCUUCUCUUUUUUUUUUUUUUUUUAACAUCUUUAUUGGAGUAUAAUUGCUUUACAAUGGUGUGUUAGUUUCUGCUUUAUAACAAAGUGAAUCAGCUAUACAUAUAUCCCCAUAUCUCCUCCCUCUUGUGUCUCCCUCCCACCCUCCCUAUCCCACCCUUCUAGGUGGUCACAAAGCACCGACCUGAUCUCGCUGUGCUAUGUGGCUGCUUCCCACUAGCUAUCUAUUUUACAUUUGGUAGUGUAUAUAUGUCCAUGCCACUCUCUCACUUCGUCACAGCUUAGCAUUCCCCCUCCCUGUGUCCUCAAGUCCAUUCUCUACGUCUGCGUCUUUAUUCCUGUCCUGCCUCUAGGUUCUUCAGAACCUUUUUUUUGGUUUUUGUUUUAGAUUCCAUAUAUAUGUGUUAGCAUACGGUAUUUUUUUUUCUCUUUCUGACUUACUUCACUCUGUAUGACAGACUCUAGGUCCAUCCAGAUGUGGCUUCUCUUGUUGCAGAGCACUGGCUCUAGGAGCAUGGGCUUCUGCAGUUGCAGCACGCUGGCUCAGUAGUUGCAGUGUGCGGGCUCUAGGGCGUGUGGGCUUCAUUUUGGCACACGGGCUUAGUUGCUCCGUGGCAUGUGGGAUCUUCCUGGACCAAGGGUCGAACCUGUGUCCCCUGCAUUGGCAGGCAGAUUCCUAACCACUGCGCUACCAGGGAAGGCCCAGUAGUCUUGCUCUUAUUCCCCUUUCCUGACCCUCAUCUUUCCUCCCCUUGCAAACAUCCUCAAAGACAUUCACAGUUUAAUUAACACCUAUGAAUAUUUAUAAGUUACUGCAACAUUUUAUUGACAAGGUAUUACCUAAAAAAAGAAGGCUCUUAGCCAGGUGUUCUCCAAGAUUGGUUCGUGUGCUAUUAAAACUGCUUAUUCAGGACUUCCCCGGCAGUCCAGUGGUUAAGACUCUGCCUUCCAAUGCAGGGGACGUCGGUUCAAUCCCUGAUCAGGGAACUAAGGUCCUGCAUGCCGUGGGGUGCAGCAAAAAAAAGAAAAAAAGCGCUUAUUCGAUUCAGUAAGAUUUGUGGCUCUUGUUGGUAGCGAUUUAUUUGACAGAUUUUUGAGGACAAUGGCACAGUGUCUGACUGUUUACAAAAUAUCAAUACAUGGGUAACUUCAGUUCAUACUAAAAGGAGAAUCAGCUUGUAUUGUGAAUUUUCUUAUCUGUUUGCUUUGUUCCUUCUUUAGAGCUUCCAUGAAGUAAUGUCAUAGUCAUAAAUUUGAUGAAAGCAGGAUCUCCUUUGAAAUCAACUUGGAUUCUGAAGUAUUUAUGAGCAUGCAAAGUUCCCCAGGGUUUGCUGCCAAUCAGAGAGCCCGAACAAGAAGUGGAAUUGCAGAAAUCAAACGGCAGAGAAGGCUUGCAUCUCAAGCAGCUCCUGUCAGUUCAGAGUUGCUGACUUUACCGUAUCUUUCAGGGCAAUUUACUAAUUCUCCUUUGACAGCUACACAAGUUAUUCGGCCAGCUGGCCAGAUUUCAACUCCUUUGAGGUCAAAUUUUGUAGUGGUCAACCAUUCACAAUCACAAGACACUAUGACCCCUGGAGAGGCUUUAAAUAUCAUUCCUGGUCCUCAGGAAAGGAAAACUCAUGCCAGUUUAAUGUCUCCUGGUAGACGCAAAAGUGAAUCUCAAAGGAAAAGUAUCACUUUGUCUGGGCCUCAUUCAACAAUACGGAAUUUCCAGGAUCCAAAUACAUUUGCAGUAGAAAAACAAAUGGUUAUUGAAAAUGCUCGAGAAAAAAUAUUAAGCAACAAAUCUCUUCAAGAAAAGCUUGCAGAAAACAUUAAUAAAUUUUUGACUAGUGACAACAGUAUUGCUCAAGUACCUAAGCAAACAGAUAGCAACCCUAGUGAACCAGAGACUUCAAUUGAUGAACUCCUGGGACUUCAGAGUGAAAUCCACAUGUCUGAAGAAGCUAUACAGGAUAUAUUGGAACAGACAGAAUCGGAUCCAGCAUUUCAGGCACUCUUUGAUCUAUUUGACUAUGGUAAAACAAAGAAUAAUAAAAAUAUAUCACAAGGCAUUUCCAGUCAGCAUAUGGAAACCAAUCUCAAUGUAGUCUUAGCAGGUGAAACUAAUCUAGCAGUUAAAGGUUCUUUUGAAACAGAAGUAUCUGAUGAUCAAUCUGGUCAACCCCCAUUUUGUACAUCCUAUCAAAAUGAAGACACAUCAAAUGUUUUGAAGAAUGGCAGCAACCGUGAUGAGCUUAGACAGGAAGCCCAGGAACAUUUUUCCCAGAUAGACUCUAGCGUCCAGAAAAAGGCCUUUAAAACAGUAGUAUCUACUGAACAGAAGUGUAACCUUGAUAUCACCUUUGAGUCUGUGCCUAAUUUGAAUGACUUUAACCAAAGAAUAAACUCUGAUGCCGAAUGUAAUCAGCAUUGUGCUGAAUUAUACACCAAUCAGAUGUCUACUGAAACUGACUUGGCUAUGGAAGUUGAAAAGAAUUCUUUGUCUCCAAGUGUGCAGAAUGAAUCUCGAUUACAGCCUGAUCAGUCUGAUAUACCAAUAACUUCAUUUGUUUCCCUUGGUGGUGAAACUAACAAUGAGAACUUAAUUCUCUCUGGAAAAACUUCUCAGCUUUUAUCCCAAAAUAUUCCAUUAACUGGAAAGCCAUCUAAAAAAGGUCAAUUUUGUGAAAGUUCUGACGAUACAAGAAGACUUACAACUAAUUUCCAUGGUUCCAAGUCACCGGAUUCUAGAGAAAUUUACCAGAGUAAAAUUGAAAUUAAUAAUGUGUUACCAGUUGCAUCACAGCAACUUUCAGAUUGCCAAGAUAAUUCUUCACUUCAAAGUAAAAUAUUACCUGUGUCUCUUGAAGGUUCGGGUUUAACUGUUUCUGAACAAAAGGUAGAAAUUCACCUUGGAGAUUCAGUAUCUUCGAUUAAACAACCAUCUAAUGAUUCAUCAUCUGUUGAGUUAAAUCAUACAGAUCAUGAACCUCAGCCCUCCAAGUCUGAGAAAGUUGCUUUGGGUUCACAAGAGCCCUCAUCUUCUGUAAAAGAAGAUGGAGAUAGUAUUUUUCUCUCUUUAGGUGAAAAUAACUGUGAGGAAGUUACAUUGAUACCCCCAGAAGCUAAUCCUAUAGAAGAUAUACAUUCUCUUCCUUCAGAAUCUGUGUGUUCUUCAAUGAGGGAUUCUCACCCUGAGUCCCAGAACACUAGUGAUAAACCAGCUGGCAACAAGUCAACAGAGAUAGAUGCAUCAAAUAUAGUCUCUCUCAAAAUUAUCAUCAGUGAUGAUCCAUUUGUUUCCUCAGAUUCUGAACUUAACAGUGCUGUUUCUAGUAUCAGUGGAGAAAACUUGCCAACUAUAAUUUUGUCUUCUCCUGCUAAAUCACCUGCCAGAAAUGCAGAAGUAGUUAAAUGCCUGUCUUCAGAAGAAACCACAGGUGCUGUCUCAUCUGCUGAAGGAAUUGGGGAUUCAGCCUCAAUGGAACAGAGCCUUUUAACAUUCAAACCUGAAGACUCUACAGUAAACAACACUCAGAAUGAAGACAGCAUUGCUUUUUCAGCCAAUGUUACACCAUGUGUUUCCAAGGAUGGAGGAUACAUACAGUUAAUGCCAGCUACAAGCACAACUUUUGGCAAUUCAAAUAACAUUCUGAUAGCUACUUGUGUAACUGAUCCAACAGCCUUAGGAACAACUGUCAGUCAGUCAAAUGUGGUGGUGUUGCCUGGAAAUUCUGCACCUAUGACUGCUCAACCACCACCUCAGUUACAGACACCCCCAAGGUCAAACAGUGUAUUUGCUGUCAAUCAAGCUAUGUCACCCAACUUUUCACAAGGAUCUGCCAUUAUAAUUGCUUCUCCAGUCCAACCUGUACUUCAGGGAAUGGUGGGAAUGAUCCCUGUAUCUGUGGUUGGACAGAAUGGAAAUACCUUUUCUGCUCCUCCUCGGCAGGUCCUUCAUAUGCCUUUGGCAGCACCUGUUUGCAAUAGAAGUAUCUCUCAAUUCCCUAUCCCUCCAAAAUCUCUGAAGACUCAGGGACUAAGAAACAAGCCUUGUACAGGAAAACAGGUAAAUAAUUUGGUGGAUUCAUCAAGUCACUUAGUUGGAUGUCAUGUACAACGAACUGAAGUUCCUGACAAGAAUAUGGCCACAGAUCUUGGGAAAAAAUUGGAAGAAAUAACAGUUCCCUUCUCAGUAGAAAGUAUAGUUCCAACUAGCAAAACCUUUGAAAGCCACAGACGUGUGCUCUGUUUUGAUAGCACUGCUUCUCCUGUGGCGAAUACACAGGGGACAAACCAUAAGACGGUGUCCCAAAACAAAGAAAGGAAUGACAUUUCAUUUUCUAAUCUUGACUCACCCAUUGUUUCCUCCACCUUAAAACCCCCUUCUAAUAAUGCUCUCAAAAGAGAGAGAGAGAAACCUCCUGUGCCUAAGAUUUUAUCUAAAUCAGAAACUGCCAUUAGCCGACAUACCAUAAAAGAAACUCAGUCAGAAAAGAAAGUUUCACCAACAGAAACUAUACUUGAAUCUUUCCAUAAAACAACAGCUAAUAAGGAGAAUGAACUAUGCAGUGAUGUGGAAAGGCAGAAAAAUCCAGAAACUUCAAAACUGUCUAAUGGGCAGCAAAGUGGGGGUGUACGGAAUGAGAAAACUGUAGCUUCACUGCAAGAGCUAACCAGAAAACAAGGCACAUCCUCAAACAGUAAAAAUGUCAUUUCAGUAGGUGCACCUGUGAAGGAUUUAAAACAAGAACAAACCAAGUCUGCCAGUUCUUUGAAUAACCCACUCACCAAACAUACCACAGAAAUGUUACAGGAUAUUCAGUGGCAUAGCCCAGUAAGUAGACUCGCUGAUAGUACUGAUUUAUCUGUACCCCGGACUUCUGGCUCAGGAGCAGGGGAAAAACAUAAAGAAGAACCUACAGAUGUUAUCAAGGUCCCUUCUAGUAGGCGUUACGGUGAAGACAGUAGCACACCCAAAGUAAUGGUCCCUCCUGUCACCCCAGACUUGCCCGCCUGCAGCCCUGCCAGUGAAACAGGGAGUGAAAACAGUGUAAACAUGGCUGCCCAUACAUUAAUGAUUCUCUCCAGAGCAGCCAUCUCCAGGACUACUUCAGCUACUCCUCUAAAAGACAAUACACAGCAAUUUAGAGCCUCUUCAAGGAGUACCACAAAAAAGCGGAAAAUCGAGGAAUUAGAUGAGCGUGAACGACACUCCCGUACUUCUAAUAAAAGUCUUGCAAAUUCAUCAAUACCAAUGAAAAAGAAGAAAAUUAAGAAAAAGAAGCUACCCAGUUCAUUUCCAGCUGGAAUGGAUGUGGACAAAUUUUUGUUAUCAUUGCAUUAUGAUGAGUAAAUAUUCUGAACAUAUAAGAACAGUAGCUAUUUAAAACUACUAUUCCUUAAACUAUGAGUGUAGGGAAUGAGAUACUGACAGAAUCUGAAAGCAUGACCUGCACUUUCAUUGUACUGAAAUUUCACUUUAUUUCUAAAUCAUGCUGUUUCUAAAACAGCUUCCUAGUUUGUAAAUAGCUUUACCUUGGUAUAUUUUUAUUGUGGAAAAAACAUUUGCAGAAAUGUGAGUAAAGCCAAUCUGCAAAACUGUAUAUCUUUGACAAUUGUAUAUUGUAAAUACUGUGUAAAUCUCGUUGAAAUAGAGCUUAAAUCAACCUAAUGUUCUUACAUUGUAUUUUUGGCUUCUUAUGAUCUCUAAUUCUGAGGCUUAUUCAUCUGGAAUAGUUUCUCACUUUGAGUGGGAAAAGUAUACUUUUCCUUAUAAAUUGCCUUCAGUAAUUGUCCCACAAGAUAUCUGAAGACAUAGCCACUAAUUAGUACAAGAGUGAUAAUGAAUUCAAAUGGUAAUAAAGUAACCAGAGAUUAACAAUUCAGGGUUUUUUCUAGAGUGAAUACUUUGCCGCCCCUUCUUAUAAUUGCAGUAAAGAUAAUGUUCCUAAAAUUGUACACUUUAUUUCUUCUGGUUGUUCUGGUCUCUUUGUUUUAAAGAGAGAAUUUUGUAAACCAUUUGAGUGUUCUGAUCUUUUGUUUAUAACUUUUAGAUCUUUUACAUAACUUUAAGCGUUUAGACUAUUGAGCCAUAAAAAGUUUGGUUAUGUAGUAGUUGAGAUUUCUUGGUAUGUAUAUACUUUUCCCCUAAAUACUGGGGAUUUAAAGAACUGCACUAAUUCAUAGAACUUUUUACAUAGUAGAGACCAAUGCACAUUUAAUUUAAAUCUUGUGUUCUAUGUUAAAGCUUGUAUGCAGGAUUAUCUUCUGUUGUCCUUUUAGAAAGCCAUGUCCAUCAUAAGAUGUAAAAAGAGAAAUCAUAGUUUUCUAUUUUAAUUUAGUUUCUCCUAAAAUGGGCCGUGUUACACUUGGAUAUAGUACGUUGUCUCUGUACCCCUUAAAGUAUUAUAGAGUUUCUCUCAGAAAGUCCUUAAGGAGAAUGAAAGAGGUGCCUUCUCUGUAUUAGACUCACACACAUCAGUCAAGUUGAAGAAUUGGUUUAAACCUUUAAAUGAGUACAGAAAUUAUAAUUCGUACUUGACCAAUUGUGCCUAGAUAUUAAAGUAUGUUCUCUUAAGUGCUUUCUGUUUUGUUAAAUAUCAGUAUAUUAAGGGUUUUUUCUGCAGGUGUAUAUAUUUAUGAGUCAUUUUCCUCAACCAUUUUUUUUUUUUUUAAUACUGGGCCUUUAAAAAACUAAAUCCAUCCUACUCUUACACUACAUUUCUCAAUGUGGAAAUCACGUCUUACUAGCUGAACCUUACUGCAGAAAUUUGUGUUGUAAUAAAUUUUUAUGAUGUGGCAGUGGUCUGUUCCUAAGGAACCAGGAAUUAGUACAGUUAAUGUUUAUUUAAGUCAGCUUGAUACUGUACUGCAGUUAGGUUUGAAUAAAUAUUUUCAUUAACUUCAAAAGUUUGAAUUCCUUCAUAUUGGCAAUCAUUCUCUUUUAGAUACUUUGAAGAAAUUCCUUUGCAAGUCAAUUCUUGUUUUCGGAAGUUUACAUAAUGCUGAAAAUUAUAGAUUUUCUUCUCAUUCAGUUAAUUUGUAUGUGCUAAGAAUUCAUAUACAAAUAAAAUAAGCUCACUUUCUUCAGGAUUCUUAGUUCACUAGCCAGGAGCCACUAGAUAUAGUCCAAAGACAACUUGUAUUUGGAGCUUUCAUUUAUGUUCAAGAACAAAAGCAUAGUCCUGAUUUUAUCCUAAAAGUCCCAAUGUGCUAGACUUAAUUAUUGUACCUGGUAAUCUAUUUUAACAGUCAGAUGCCCAGUUGACUACAUUUCAGGGUUAAAGUAUACCACAGACAACCUGUGGCUACUUUUGUAACUACAUGUAAGGAUCCAUGCACUGUUUAUUUUUGGACAUUACUUAGUGCAGCGGUCCCCAACCGUUUUGGCACCAGGGACCAGUUUCACGGAAGACAAUUUUUCCACAGAAGGGGCAAGGAUGGUUCAGGAUUCAGGUGGUUAAUGCGAGUGAUGGGGAGCGGCCCAUGAAGCUUGGCUCACUUGCCCGCCGCUCACCUCCUGCUGGGCGGCCCGGUUCCUAACAGGCCAUGGAUUGGUACUAGUCCUCAGCCCGGGGGUUGGGGACCCCUGACUUAGUGUACUCAGUUGUAUGCCAAAUUUGAGAAGUCUUGUAAUUUAAAUAUUUGAUUAGUUUAGCCCUGGAUAUUGUUGGAACCCUUUAGUAAGUAUGUUGAAAUUUUACAUGAGUAAAGCAUCCAUCAGCAUUCAGCCAAAGGCUAGAUGUCAUGACUAUUAGGAAUGCCAAGAUUAAGCUUUGAUGAGUAAUUCAUCAUUUUUCAAGCCACCAUCUUUCAGCCUCAGGCUUAACUUACUGAAAUUAUAUAUCAAAUUUUGACCCUGGUA
Messenger RNA from Balaenoptera acutorostrata (minke whale), 8687 nucleotides. Its product is annotated as protein NPAT. The coding region runs from base 2142 to 6176 and encodes 1344 amino acids. The record is from RefSeq and is a predicted model, not a curated record. Lineage: Eukaryota; Metazoa; Chordata; Mammalia; Artiodactyla; Balaenopteridae. Gene Ontology annotation, molecular function: transcription coregulator activity; protein binding. Gene Ontology annotation, cellular component: nucleus. The transcript is spliced from 15 exons.